Prosopis cineraria is the source of this 2726-nucleotide messenger RNA. RefSeq names its product phosphate transporter PHO1 homolog 3-like. NCBI's taxonomy places the organism in Eukaryota, Viridiplantae, Streptophyta, Magnoliopsida, Fabales, Fabaceae. The coding region runs from base 202 to 2580 and encodes 792 amino acids. The transcript has 13 exons. The record is from RefSeq and is a predicted model, not a curated record. Gene Ontology annotation, cellular component: Golgi apparatus; trans-Golgi network; cytoplasm. Gene Ontology annotation, biological process: phosphate ion transport; cellular response to phosphate starvation. Gene Ontology annotation, molecular function: inositol hexakisphosphate binding.
UCUCCUCCUAUUACUCCGGUGAAGCUAUUUGUAUAAGAAAUCUUCAUUUCAGAAACUUUCUUGACAGGGCUUUCCAGUGUGAUCAUCCAAUACUUACUUUUCCAUUCUAACUCUAAUUACUGUGCUCUCUCUGUUUUUCUGCAAGUUCCAGUGAAUUAUUAUCAGAUAUCAAAUAGCUUGAGUUGCUUAGAAAGGCCAAAAAUGAAGUUUGGGAAAGAAUUUGAAGCACAAAUGGUGCCAGAAUGGAAGGAAGCAUACAUGGAUUACACUUACCUGAAGACCCUUUUGAAAGAUGUCCAGCUCUACAAGCAGAGAAGCCAGCCACCUGCAACUCCAGGAGGCCUAAAGAGAAAUCUUACACUCUACAGGGCUUUCAGUGGUCUCAUUCAGAGACAAACCCACCAUUCCAUUGAUCCCCAUGUACAAGAUAUUGAGAGCCAACCCAUAAUGGUGAGCUCCGUGCAACAAGAUGGAUCGGUGAGCUAUCAAACUACUUUUUUGCUGUCUGCGGAAGAAGGUGGAGAAUUUGAGAUGAUAUACUUUAAGAGGCUGGAUGAUGAGUUUAACAAAGUGGACAAGUUUUAUAGGUCUAAAGUGGAGGAAGUGAUGAAGGAAGCUGCUAUGCUGAAUAAGCAAAUGGAAGCUUUGAUUGCUUUCCGGAUAAAGGUUGAGAAACCCUCUCCAUGGUUCAAUAGCUCUGUGGAGAUGACACGUCUUGCUUCAGAUGUUGCAACUUCAGCAGCUACAUUAUCACCUUCUACACCCAGAGGGGCCAAAUUGCACGGAAGAGUUUCCAUGGCCAUGGAGACGAUCAGUGAGGACAGCAUCCGUAAUGGUCAAUCAGAUGGCUCCAGUGAGAACAAAGAGAAUGAAAUUCAAUUUAAUGGCCAAAAGUCUCAAACGGAUAAGGAAAAAGAUAACAGUAAUACCAAACCAGCUUCUUUGGAAGUCCUCGAUCGUGUACGACUGAACAACACCCCUGAGACUCCUUGCUCAACCAUAAAAAGCUUCCUCAAUUACUCUACACAAACAGAACUACAAUUUAACAGAAAGAAUUUGAAGAAAGUUGAGGAACAACUCAAACAAGCUUUCAUUGAAUUCUACCAAAAGCUUCGACUUCUAAAGAACUACAGCUUUCUAAACGCGUUGGCAUUUUCAAAGAUAAUGAAGAAAUACGAUAGGAUUACAUCAAGAAGCGCAGCAAAAACAUACCUGAAAAUGGUUGACAAUUCCUACCUUGGCAGCUCUGACGAGGUCACAAGGCUUAUAGAGAGGGUGGAAAACACAUUCACUAAGCACUUCUCUAACUCCAAUCGUAAUAAUGGAUUGAAUCUCCUUAGACCAAAACCAACUAGAGCAAGACACAGAAUAACAUUUUCCACAGGUUUUUUGGCUGGCUGCACAGCAGCACUAGUUUUAGCACUUACUCUGAUCAUCCGUGCCCGCAAGAUUAUGAAUCACCCAGGGAGUACUCAGUACAUGCAAACCAUGUUUCCUCUUUAUAGUUUGUUUGGGUUCAUAGUUCUACACAUGUUUAUGUAUGCUGCCAAUGUAUACUUCUGGAGGCGAUAUAGAGUGAAUCAGUCCUUUAUUUUUGGUUUCAAGCAAGGAUCUGAGUUAAGCUACCUUGAUGUUCUCCUCCUAGCUUUUGUCCUUGCAGCAUUGACACUAGCCAGUGUGCUUGCGAACCUCGACAUGGAGAUGGAUCCAAGCACAAAAGAUUACGAAGUCUUCACUGAACUUAUUCCUCUGAUCUUGGUUCUUUUUGUGAUUGUCAUUUUAUCAUGCCCAUUCAACAUCAUGUAUCGUUCAAGCCGGCUUUUCUUUCUCACAUGCCUGUUCCACUGCAUCUGUGCUCCUCUCUACAAGGUCACGCUUCCAGAUUUCUUUUUGGCGGAUCAAUUUACAAGCCAGGUUCAAGCACUAAGAAGUUUAGAGUUCUACAUUUGCUACUACGGUUGGGGAGAUUUCAAGCACAGACAAAACACUUGCAACUCAAGUAGCAUAUUCAAAGCAUUUUCCUUCAUUGUUGCUGUGAUUCCAUACUGGUGUCGUUGUAUUCAGUGCCUGAGGCGAUUGUUUGAAGAGAAAGACGCCAUGCAAGGAUAUAAUGCUGGGAAAUACUUCCUCACAAUAGCAGCUGUUUGCCUCAGAACAGCAUACAGCCUUGAUAAUGGGAUGACUUGGAACGUGCUUGCUUGGGUGUUCUCAAUAUGUGCAGCAAUCGUUUCUACAUAUUGGGACCUUGUCAUAGAUUGGGGCCUCCUUCAAAAGAAUUCCAAGAAUCGCUGGUUAAGAGACAAACUCAUAAUACCUCAUAAAAGCAUAUAUUUCACAGCCAUGGUGCUGAAUAUCUUGCUGAGAUUUGCGUGGUUGCAGACAGUAUUGGAUUUCGAGGUUGACUUCCUGCAUAAACAAGCAAUGAUUAGCAUUAUAGCGAGUCUAGAGAUCAUACGUCGGGGCGUAUGGAACUUCUUCAGGGUGGAGAAUGAGCAUUUGAACAAUGUGGGCAAGUUCAGAGCAUUCAAGUCGGUGCCCCUACCUUUCAACUACGACGAAGCUGAAGACAAGGAUGACUGAUUAUCAAACGCAGAAAUCUAUAGAAAAUGAUUAAAAUGAAUAAAACAAAUUUGUACCGAAAGAAAUGGCUAUAAAUACUGAGCAGGUUGAGCUCUUGCAAAUUUCAUAUGAAAUAUUUUAAGAUUUUCAUUUGAAAUAAUUGCUUU